AUGUCCUCUGUAAGCGCAUGUAAUGAAGCAUCAUCGCCGCCGUCUUCUUCUUCUUCUUCAUCAUCAUCAUCAUCAUCACCACAGCCCUCAACCAUAUCGUCAAUCCUCUUCCAAUCCGGCAAUGUCGUCUUGCUCGACAUCCCCAGAUCCCUAGAAGAGGCCCAAGUGCCCCCCGGCCUCCCGCCAUCGGCUCGAAUCGUUUCUGGGGCCCCGCCACUUAAGCCAUUCACCACCCCGGAGCCGCGAGAUGGGGCAACAGCUGAUCAUUGGCUGCGCAACUCGCAGUCUGCAGGAGCUCAUAUUGCGGACUUGAUGGCCGCAGCAGCCGUGCAGAGCGCCCUGGACCAGCUUCAUAGCCGAUAUUCGGGACCGUUUUGCCUCCCCCGGCUUUGCAAUGCGGCGGAUGGGCUUCCAGCAAUGAGUGCUGUCAGGAUGCCCCAUGGGGCUGAAUACCUGCACGGAUCUAUCCGGGCUCUGCGACAGACAUUCGUUGACAGAGCACCGCAGUUCCGCCUCAUUGUGCUUGAUCCCCCAUGGCCAAACCGAUCUGCCCGAAGGAAGAAAACAGGCCGCUACAAUACCGCAUCCAACCUCUCUGAAAUAGAACAGCUUCUUUCUAGUAUACCCGUGGCUUCUCAUCUUGCUCCAGAUGGCCUAGUGGCUAUGUGGAUCACUAAUAAAUCCAGCAUUCUUGACCUAGUAACCUCAUCCAAAGGUCUCUUUGCAUCCUGGGGCCUUGAACUGGUAACGCAGUGGACAUGGCUCAAAAUCACCUCAUCGGGCGAGCCCUUAUUUGACAUAGAGUCUGCAUGGCGAAAACCAUGGGAGACGCUGCUGGUUGCAAAACGCAUCGGCGCCAAGGCCCCAGAGGCUCUUGAGCCUAAAGUUAUUUUGGCAGUUCCAGACGUACAUUCACGGAAACCAAAUCUGCGACAGCUGUUUCAAGAUAUUCUUGGCCAAGGCUACCCAGCUUUAGAGGUAUUUGCUCGCAACCUCACCUCUGGCUGGUGGAGCUGGGGAGACCAAGUUCUGCAGUUCCAGGAGUCGGAGCACUGGACCGCCAUCAACGAUGGAUGUUCACCGUAUGAAACCCAUUGCUCCAUGUAA
Molecule: messenger RNA, 1107 nt
Organism: Trichoderma asperellum CBS 433.97
Lineage: Eukaryota; Fungi; Ascomycota; Sordariomycetes; Hypocreales; Hypocreaceae
Source: RefSeq, a predicted model, not a curated record